Messenger RNA from Bacidia gigantensis, 456 nucleotides. RefSeq lists its product as uncharacterized. Bases 1 to 456 code for a protein of 151 amino acids. The record is from RefSeq and is a predicted model, not a curated record. NCBI's taxonomy places the organism in Eukaryota, Fungi, Ascomycota, Lecanoromycetes, Lecanorales, Ramalinaceae. The transcript has 3 exons.
AUGGCUUCUCUUCAAUAUUUCCCACCUGUCAAGCCUUCAGCCAUUGCGCUCGGCACCAUCUUCACUCACACUGCCUCCUUGGCGGUCCUUGCGCCAGUCUUUGGUGACACCUACCACCGCGCUCAGCAAGCCAAUUCCAAGGAGGAAUUUUUCAAGUCUAAGGAAACCGCGAGCGCUGCUGCAGCUUGGGGAUCUUCCCUUGUUGGUAGUGCAGUGCAGUCGUACGGUGUCGGUGCCUUGAUCAAUGCGACUGGUACACUGAGCUACAAAGGUGCUGCCUACUUGGGCAGCUUGAUCUUCUUUGCUAGCUCCGCGCCAAGCUUCAUCUCCCAGGUUUUUACGGAAAAGCGACCUCUUGACACCGUCGCUGUGGGCGCCCUUGCUCGCGUCUUUGAGACUGUUGGACUGAGCUUGUUCCUCACUUACUGGGGAACACGUACCAACCCUUUCAAUUAA